AUGUCGAAUAUUUCACAAACUCGUGGUUUUACAAAAUUUAGCUCUUCUUUUGUGGACGAGAGCUUAUUUGGCACAAGAAAAAUAACUAGAGAACCUGAAGAACAUUGCAAACACUUUGAUCCGCCAUGGAUUACAGAAAAAGACGGCAAAAUAAAACGAACUAAACCUCUAUUAUUUUAUUGUCCUUCGAUAGCAACGACGCAAAAGACCUUAACAACAGCGAAUAAAGGGGAAAUCGCGCCUUCUACACCAAAGUCGAAGUCAAGGCCAUCUUCAGCAAGAAAUAACAAGCAACAUAUGAAAUUUUCACCGUCCUAUGUUGACGAAUCCUUGUUUAAAUCGGCAAGACAAAACGAUGAAAAGCCGGCAAAUUUUGACCCCCCAUGGGUCAGAAAAACGGACAAAAAACCAAGGCCUAUACUUUGGGAUUAUUCAGGGUGUAGGCCUGCAAGUUCUUCCACACAGACGCAGGGAGGGGUGCUUGCAGGUACACAUAGGACAGAAUCAGCCAGAAGUGAAAGGGGAAAAAGUGGAAGGACUGAUAGGAUGGGACAGGAUAAUAGAAGACCUUGGAGAUAG
Messenger RNA from Paramuricea clavata, 579 nucleotides. The record is from the annotation of a GenBank genome assembly. NCBI's taxonomy places the organism in Eukaryota, Metazoa, Cnidaria, Anthozoa, Malacalcyonacea, Plexauridae.